AAGUAGAAAAAUUAUAUCCAUGUGACGGUUUGCGUAGGGUAAAUCCACAUCAAUCCUCUUACACGAACGCAAAAUCUGUAAAUGUCGAUCGUCAGCUGAUUAUUCAGCGUAAACAAAGCAUUUCGUAAAAUCUUCUACCAUAUACUUAACAUUUUUAGCCCUCUAAACGGAAAAUGGCCAACCGCACCAUAACAAGCAAACGGAAGUGGGCAGUGGAUCUGUCAGGUCGCCGAGGGGAACGGGGCAGUGACAACCUCCCUGCACCACCAGGCUUCAUGAGUUCGGUUAACCAGGUCCAUGCAGAAGCAAACAGACAAGGCGACCCAAAUCUGGUCAUAAAGAAGGCAUGGGACAUAGCGCUUAGCCCUCUCAAAUCGGUCCCAAUGAACCUCUUCCUCAUGUUCAUGGCCGGGAGCAGCAUCAGUAUUUUCCCGAUCAUGAUGGUGGGCAUGAUGCUGCUAAGACCCAUCAAAGCACUCUGGGCCACCAACACCACCUUCAAAUCCAUAGAGGGAACUCAUGCGGCACUGCAGAAACUGAUUUAUCUUUUGGGAAACUUCGUAAAUGUUGGCUUGGCGCUGUACAAAUGCCAUAGUAUGGGUAUACUUCCCACCCAUGCCUCGGACUGGCUAGCAUUCCAGGAACCGGCCAUCCAGAUGGAGUUUUCGUACGGGGGUAUGACACUCUAGUGUGAGAAAGAGCACACUGUUGUGGCCCAUGUGGAAAUGAUAUCUUGUUUCGUCAUCUUCCGAAUCCCUUUUAUUUUUUACAAAAACACUUGAGGGAUAUGCACCCUCAGGUUGCAUGCUCUGUAAUCAGGGCGAUUCUUGAACCCUCCGAGGCAAGACAGAGAUAUCAGGAUGGUAUCUCAUCAGAUUUUUCUUUCUUUCUUUUUUCUUUCUAAUGGAGUUUUUAGGAAUGUAUGAUGAGAUUUGUUUUUGCCUUUUCUCUUUUGAAAUUGAGGAUCUCAUUCUUACCUGAUGUGUGUUUGAUCUUUAUUUUGAAAAAGUAGAAAAAAAAUUACUAUCAAAUUCAAGUGAUAUGUAAGAGUAGCAUUAUCACAUGUAUUUUAUUUCAUACCUCAUUAAUGUCACUAUCUAUGACCUAAAAUGCAAUUUCCACUUAGGUCUUGACUAACAUAAGAUUUACAGAAGACUAUUUAUGUAAAUACACACCACAAAUUUAUUUAUGUGAACAUUUCAAUGUUAAGAGAAAAGGAAGGAAAGUAAAAAAUGUCUGUCGUAUAUGUAUACUUUUUCCAAUAAAUAAAAAGAGAAAGUAUGA
Molecule: messenger RNA, 1284 nt
Organism: Penaeus vannamei (Pacific white shrimp)
Lineage: Eukaryota; Metazoa; Arthropoda; Malacostraca; Decapoda; Penaeidae
Gene: EMC4
Product: ER membrane protein complex subunit 4
Biological process (GO): protein folding in endoplasmic reticulum
Cellular component (GO): EMC complex
Source: RefSeq, a predicted model, not a curated record